AUGAAGGCACCAGCGUGGCUAAGCUUUGCACGUGUAGGGAGGAGAAACUUUGGGAGUUCAUAUUUGACGAAGAAAUUGAAGACGAUAAACGACCGGGCUCUGAGGUACCAUGAGGAUUAUAUAAAAUCGUUAGAUAUUUUAGAAGGGAAGAAUAGAAGUGUAAUAAAGGAAAUUUUCCCGAACAAAAAAAGUGAAAUAAAUGAAUUGUUUUUUAAAAGAUGUGGAAGCUCCACUGGAGUUGAUACAUCUAAUGGAGUAGAAAAUUUGGACGAUGAUGUAGAUCUGUUGGAUCUGCAUAAAUCAGAAAAGCUUAAGUAUCAGCACGAAAUGAAAAGUAUGACAUUAGAUGAAUUCGGCAUUGUAAGAGUAGUACAUAACGACAUAUUGGAGGAAGAGGCAGACUGCAUGCUCAUCCCAAUGGUAUCAAACUUCGUACCCCUCAGCGGAUUUGGUGCAUAUGUACUACAUAGAGGUGGGAGAGAAUUAGUGAAGGAAAUAUUUAUCACGAUUAAGACAUUAAUUAAGAAACGAAUAGAUGUAUUAAAUGAACACAGAGAGGAAUAUCUAUCAGGAAGCCAAGACAAACUUAGUAGCGAAAAGGAAUUUAAGAAAAUGGUUGAAAAUGCAAAGUCGUUACAAGUAGGAGACGUUAUUUUGUGUAAGCCUCACAAUGUUAGUGACAAAGUAAAAUUAUUGGCCUUUUUAAUAAUGCCAUAUUUUUGGCAAGGAAAUAAUUAUGUGUCUUCAAACAAGUUAAGGUACUCUUUCGCUAGUGCGUUAAAACAACUAAAUGAGUUGUGCAUUUCUUCCGUCAUCCUACCUGAUAUGGCAUCGGGCAUUUAUGGGUAUGCACCAAGUAGCUCUAGUCACAUACUGCUAGAUGAAGCAGUUCAGUCGAUUCUACAAAUUGGUGCCACAGUCCCUCUGUACAAUUUGAAUUCCAUUUCUAUUGUUGAUAAGGAUAUAAAUACAUGCAGAACAUUUAGUGAGGCACUUGAAGAUGUGUCCAGAAAUUAUCUUCCUCACAAAAAAGUUCUUCCUGCCCCCAAAUACUGGAAUGUUGUGAAUAGGAGAUUGCUGGAAAUUCCAUCCAAUGUAGUAUACUUUUGUAGAAAGCAAAACAAAAUUUCUUUCAGAAAAUAUCAUGGCAUUAUCAGGCGUAAAUUUCAGCAUUAUUAUAGCAAUAUUAGGCCCUUUAAAUGGAGAGCAUCUAGGGUUAUCGAACCGAACCCAUUUCUUCUCUAUCAGAAAUCUGGGGAACCUAGCUCCUAUCAGUAUGGCCCCAAACCUUACUACUACAAGGGUGUCUCACACACUCUGUACAAUAUUGGUAAGAAGGGCUUGCUUAAUAUACGUGUUGGGCGCCAUGGAAGGUUACAGGCGCUAAAGAAAGUCUCUAGCAUUUCUCUCGAGACCAAGCCACGCCUUUAA
This is a messenger RNA of Plasmodium knowlesi strain H, 1431 nucleotides long. RefSeq lists its product as uncharacterized. The coding region runs from base 1 to 1431 and encodes 476 amino acids. The record is from RefSeq and is a predicted model, not a curated record. The transcript has a single exon. Lineage: Eukaryota; Apicomplexa; Aconoidasida; Haemosporida; Plasmodiidae.